Dermacentor silvarum is the source of this 921-nucleotide messenger RNA. Its product is annotated as keratin-associated protein 19-2. The coding region runs from base 153 to 611 and encodes 152 amino acids. The transcript has 3 exons. NCBI's taxonomy places the organism in Eukaryota, Metazoa, Arthropoda, Arachnida, Ixodida, Ixodidae. The record is from RefSeq and is a predicted model, not a curated record.
GGCCUGGGAAACACGGCCCGCUUCAAGCGUGUCCCCGGCCCCCACGAGCCGACCGCCCGCUCCUCGGGGUCUCGUUAUAAAAAGCGGCUUUCGAAGUCUGCCCGGCUACAAUCCGCUGCCGAGCUCUUCAGACAGCUGACACCGCCACCGACAUGAGCCGCCUGCUGCCCUUCGCUGUCCUCUUGGCCCUCCUGGGUCUGGCCCUGGCUGCCCCGGCCGAAGAAGUGGCCCCACCCGCUGAGGUUCCUGCUGAAGAGGCCAAGCCUGCUCCGGAAGGCGAGAAGGCUGUUGAGGGACGCACGGGCUUCUACCCGGGCUACGGCGUUGGGGCCUACGGCUCUGGCUUCAACCGCGGUGGAAGCUUUGGCCUGGGUAGCUUCGGCAACACUCACGGGCAGGGUGGCUUUGGCUACAACUAUGGAGGCACCAACCGCCGCGACUACGGCAAUGUGCAGACCUAUGGAGAUCGCGAGGCCUUCGGUGUGGCCCAGAGCGCCGGCGCCAACCGCCGCUACGGACAGGGCAGCUCCGGAAACGCCUACAACAACCAGGCCCACGGAGCAGGAGGCAACAGCUACGGCGUGGGAUACCAGGGCGGCUACCUCGGCUAGUAACCCAAAGAAUUCACACGAACGCUUUCUGCUCUCAUCACUUCACUCUCGCCUGUUUAUGCUUUGGCCAAAAUGCAACGGAAUGGCCUUAAUUGGCACCGAAGGAAAUAGCAACCAUUCUGCUGAGUAGAUCAUCGAACGACACGUAGAACAGCAUGCAACACGACUGAAAAGAAAGAAAAAACAAGCAUUCAUGGGCAUUAACGAGGCAUCUUCUGAGGCCUUCGGAAAGGCAACUCCAUCUUGUCCCGGCCCCCAUAGAAAGAUGUCAUGAAUCAAUUCAAUAAAAAGAACUAUUUAUUUUCCCCAA